Molecule: messenger RNA, 1956 nt
Organism: Vitrella brassicaformis
Lineage: Eukaryota; Vitrellaceae
Source: the annotation of a GenBank genome assembly
CAUAAAUGUACGCGCUCAUCCGCCCCACCCCGGCCGUACGGUCCAGCUAUGUCCCUUUCUUCUCCUGCUCCUUGGCCUGCACCUCCUUGAACCCCGAUAUGACCUUGUCGCGCUCGUCAACGCUUUCAAGCAGGACGCAGCCGUGGCCCUCCAACGCGUCGUCCGACGCUGCAAACAUCAUGCAAAGAGCAGGCAUUGACAUACCUCUCACACACUGCUGCGCUGUGCUGUGCUGUGUGCCCACGUACACUGGGUCUCUGGCGAGUGCAACAGAGGGGCGCUGACUCGAAAAGGACGGGCACCUACAGUGCAUGGGGCAGCGCAUGCACUUCUUUUCCAUGCUCGUUUCUGUUGGGGUCACUGGAUGCAGUCAGGCAUACCGAUGAACAAGAGGCUGUCCCACUCAUCGUCGUGCAGGGCGAGUUUGGGGUUCAGCCUCAGCAGCUCUGCCGGUCCCUCGCGAAAGGUCUGAUACUUGGAUGACCUCAGGUCGCACGAAAAUGGGGCCUUCUUGCCCUCUGUGUCCCUGACGCACAGACACACAACACACACACAGACAGACAGCAGAGUUGGAAAUGCGCUGAGUGCAAUCGACGGUGCGUGGUGUUGUGUGUUACUUGACGGUGACGAGGUACUGUUUGAAGUUGACAACGAAGGUCGCGUCAUGCCGGAUGCCGCUGAUGAGAUCAAUCAUCUCGACCUUGACACCCUGAAUGAAGUAAUUUCACCCACACCCACCAAGGAUGUUGGUCUUCCUCUCUGUCUCCUCCCGUGUCUCCGCGUCUCCGUGUCUCCUGCGCCUUACCUUCUCGAGUUUUUUCUUGAAGUCCUCGAGCUUGCCCCUGUCCCACUUGAUGGUGGCCGCCCUCUCCCUCUGUGUGACGGCCCUGCCCGUCCUCUCGUCCAUCAGCCACAUCCGAAGCACCUCCAGACCUGCAGCAGGCAGUGAGAGCUCAGAUGUCUCAGCGGUCUGUCAGUCGGUCACAUCGGGAGCGCAAGGAGCACGCCGCACCUGAGCAGACCAUCGCCUUCGGCACAGGCACGCUGCCCGGCUGGGAGGGGUCCUUUGGCUUGAGCAGAAUGGUCAAGCUGCACAACACCACACCACGCCGUCUGUUCUCUUCAUAUGUCUCCGUGACACACAGCGAUAGUGCCAAACGUACAGUGGUGUCGGGACAAAUUUGAAUUUGUCCGCCAGCUUGCCCUCCAUAUUUGGCUUGGCGGCGGUCUCCAGCACCACGAUCUGGGACAGCUGGUCUGCCGUCAGCACAAGGGUCUUGUCCUUCCGGAGCCGCUCAAGGUCUGCCCGGAUGCACGUCGGCGGCGUCUCGAAGAGCCCGUGCACAUCGACCACCUCGUCAAGGGCGAGACUGAAUGGGGAGAAGACAGCAAAUGAGGCAUUCAGGCGGGUAGUGAGACAGGCAGACAGAGAGAGAAGCGUCUCACCUGAUGAGGUCUUCGCCGUCCCUCUCUCCCCUGAGCGACACUGUCUUGAGGGCAUCGUCACAAAAGAAGCGGGCUGGGUGCACCUGCCCCCUCUGCAGGUCUAUCAAAUCAACAGGGAUGCCCUUCAGCGCCGCUCUCCCAAACGCAAAAACGCAAUUCUGAACGACAUUCAGCACACACACACACAAUGAAUGGCUGACGGUGGCCUUGAAAUUCCUUCUUUCUCUUCUGACCUGAAGCUCCUCGGGCGAUUUGGGCACAGGCACGAUCUCUGUGCCGUAAAGGCCGGAGUAGUGGAUGGACUCCUGAGCUUCUUUCGUCAGCUGGAGCGUGUUUGACUUCUCAGCAGCGGGCUUGGGGAACUUGGCAGCGGCGGAGCCCUGGCUGCCCUUGCUGGCCCUGACCUCCUCGGUAGGCUCGAAUCUGGCCUCCGGCUCCUUGUCCACCUGCCCACAGCAGUUGAAGAGAGAUUUGCACCAAUUUGCCAUCGGACGGACAAACGGGGGCGAA